AUGGGACACAAGAGAGUGAAGAUGGAGCUGAUAAAGAACGAGCGAAACCGAAUCCAGACUUUCAAGAAGCGGAAGGCCAACCUGAUGAAGAAGAUGUCCGAGUUCUCCAUCCUCUGCGGGGUGGAAGCGUGCCUGAUCACGUUCGGUCCGACGAGGACGACCGAGGCGGCGAAAGAGGAGGAGGACAACGAGCUGGAGACGUGGCCCUCGGAUCCUCGAGCUGUCAGGGCAAUGAUCCAGAGGUACAGGACCUCGGAUGGCCCCAAGAGGACCUACCAACUCUCCGAUUACUUCGCGGAGAAGAAGAAACGAGUCGACCUCGAGCUCGCCAAGAUCAACAGGCAGAUCUACCGGCGCAGGUUCGCUGCCGGAUGGGACUCCAGGCUCGACGGAUUCUCCGCGGAUCAGCUCACCGUCCUGCUGGGUCAGUUGGAUGCCAAGCUCAAACUGGCCGAUAGAAAACUCGCGAGCUUCAGCUCAGUUGAAGCUGCUCGUCGUUGUAAUCGGCUGGAGUUCGAUUUCAGUCCCAUGGUGGUUCAGUUGCCUCCUGUUAUUCCUGCUGCUGUGGUUGGGAAUUCGGACAUUAUGGGCUUCGGUUGGAAUAUCGAGAAAUCGGGAUUCUGUGACGAUUACUUGGAAGUCAGGCAACAGCAGCAGGAUAAUAGUUCCCAGUCGACCCAUCAGCAGCAUCAGCAGGAGCAGGAGCAGAGUUCGUUUAUGGCUUUGUUGAAUGCGAAUUCCUCCGAAGCAGGGAAUGAGAUUCAGUAUCCUAACCUACAUUCCCACAUUGGGUUACAGCAGCUUUUGCCGGAUGUGAACAGCUCUGGUGGUUGUUACUCUGCAGCAGCAGCAGCAGCAGCAGCAGAAGAAGAAUCGAGCCCGAACGAGUUGAGCAAUACCGGGUACUCGAUCGAUUUCGAGCUUUUCAAUCAUCAAGUGACGAAGCCGGUGCCUGAUAGCCAAAUGAUGAUGAUGACGACGACGAGGUUUGGAGGUUACGGUCAGGAUUCGGAGACAUAUGGUUCGUUUGGUUGUGCUGCUGCUGCUGCUACUUAUCCGAAUCCAUGGGGGUUGGAUUCUUAUGGUGAGUUUGGGAUGAUAAAUUAUUCUCACGAUUGGUCGACGAUGAGUUACAUGAACCCUCCAUUGAGCAGCUUUCAGCAAAUUCUGCAGCAGCCGCAUCAGUUGCAGUUUCCGACGACGACGGCUGCAGGAUUUUCUCAUGCGCCCAUGACUGGAAGCUCUGGUUUUAACCAGAAGUGA
Messenger RNA from Linum tenue, 1263 nucleotides. NCBI's taxonomy places the organism in Eukaryota, Viridiplantae, Streptophyta, Magnoliopsida, Malpighiales, Linaceae. The record is from the annotation of a GenBank genome assembly.